Messenger RNA from Chionomys nivalis (European snow vole), 723 nucleotides. RefSeq names its product keratin-associated protein 10-8-like. The transcript has a single exon. The record is from RefSeq and is a predicted model, not a curated record. NCBI's taxonomy places the organism in Eukaryota, Metazoa, Chordata, Mammalia, Rodentia, Cricetidae. The coding region runs from base 1 to 723 and encodes 240 amino acids. Gene Ontology annotation, cellular component: keratin filament.
AUGGCCGCCUCCACCAUGUCCGUCUGCUCUGAUGCUUGCACCAACUCCUCCUGGCAGGUGGACGACUGCCCAGAGAGCUGCUGUGAGCCUAGCUGCUGUGCCCCCAGCUGCUGCCAGUCCAGCUGUUAUGUUCCCAGCUGCUGUGCCCCAGCCCCCUGCCUGACCUUCAUCUGCACCCCAGUGAGUUGCAUAUCCAGUCCCUGCUGCCAAUCUGUCUGUGCUAGCUCCUGUGAACCCUCAUGCUGCCAGCAGUCUAGCUGCCAGCCAGCUUGCGGCACCUGCUCUCCUUGCCAGCCAUCCUGCUGCAUGACCCUGUGCUGCAAGCCUGUCUGCUGCACCCCCAUCUGCUCUGGAUCCUCCUCAUGCUGCCAGCAGUCUAGCUGCCAGCCCUCAUGCUGUCAAUCCUCCUGCUGUGUGCCUGUCUGCUGCAAGCCCGUCUGCUGCACACCCAUCUGCUCUGGAUCCUCCUCAUGCUGCCAACAGUCUAGCUGCCAGCCCUCAUGCUGCCAGCCAUCCUGCUGUGUGCCUGUCUGCUGCAAGCCCUGCUCCAGUGUGUCCCUGCUCUGCCGCCCUGUGUGCAGACCCGCCUGCUGUGUGCCCAGCUCCUCCUGCUGUGCCUCCUCCUGCCAGCCCAGCUGCAGCAAGCCUUGCUCCAGCAUGUCCCUGCUCUGCAGCCCUGUCUGUUCCCGCCAGGCCUGCUGUGGCCUCUCAAGCUGCUGCUGA